AAAACUCUUUACAGAGAUUAUGAUUGCGAACUAGAAACUUCGGCGAAACAAGUCGCUGAUAAAUGCAGUACAAGUCCUACGACAGUUCUUCCAUCUCAAGUAAAGGAGAACAUCCAUCGCAUUCCCAAAAGCAGCGCGCGCUUCCGAACUGAUGCCAUGGCAGAGGCAGUCAAGUACUGGUGGGGUCUGGUGAGGCGCGUUGACGGUAUCGGAAGGAAAGCCAUAUUCAGACAAAAGCACGAGUCUAGCCCAAUCAGACACUUCACUCUGAUGGCAUGGGCAACCACCGAAUACAUUGGAUGCGCUGUGUCGCUGUCGUGCCCCAGCGAGUGGUAUAUUGUAUGUCACUACAGAAACGGAGGUAAUAUUGUAAACGAACACGUUUACAUGCCAGGUCCCACAUGUUCAGACUGUCCCACAAGCUACCACUGUGGCGCAGACAAGUUGUGCACGAAAUCUUAA
Messenger RNA from Ostertagia ostertagi, 462 nucleotides. The record is from the annotation of a GenBank genome assembly. Lineage: Eukaryota; Metazoa; Nematoda; Chromadorea; Rhabditida; Trichostrongylidae.